Molecule: messenger RNA, 3089 nt
Organism: Liolophura sinensis
Lineage: Eukaryota; Metazoa; Mollusca; Polyplacophora; Chitonida; Chitonidae
Product: ataxin-1-like
Exons: 4
Coding region: 451-2628 (725 amino acids)
Biological process (GO): regulation of DNA-templated transcription
Molecular function (GO): RNA binding; protein binding
Source: RefSeq, a predicted model, not a curated record
UGUUAGCGCUGCACAGCCAGCAGUGGGUGUCUCAUGUCCAGUGAGCGCUGCUCUGCAAUAGAGCUGUUAUAGUAUGUAGGGAAGACAAAAAGAAGUGGGCGUGUGGAAUUCUCCUCACUGCAGGUGUUUCGUCAUCACCUGAGCAGCUUAAUGGCGCUCUGAUACUCAUCCAUCCAGUUCUUAGCUGUCCAGUCAGGAGAGCAGACAGACAGUCGGGUGGUCAGGUGGUCAUCUUACCUCCUCCUGUUGACACUCCUAGAUGUAGCUGAUCCUCAGCCAUGCAGGCCUGAUAUCUUCACAGGUGAUUCCAUACCACUUGAUGCCUACAAUCAAGAACUCACCUGUCUGUGGUGUGACUGUGUAAGUUUGCGGGACCAGGUGACUGCAGAGUACAGGUUAACGAGCAUUGAUUAAGGUGCUGACAGCCAAUCACUGCUAUGUUCAGAGUCUAUGCUCUCCUCCACCCCACCUUAUGAGGACUCGCUCAAAUCGUCUCAGGAAAGCAACGCCACUGCAUGGAAAAAAAAUGACGGGCAGCCAAACCAUCGUGUGGGUAAAAGUAAGCUGUUGCUACCUGAGGACCGCCUGAUAGUGACGGACAAACCUCACUCAGGGAGCCCUAGCUCCACAAAAACCUACACGUCCAGUUGUUCAGGCUCAGCAGUUACAAAGACCACCUCGGCCUUGCAGCCGUGUCCUGCAAGUCCGGCGGACCAGAAGGGCCAUGAGGGGCAGUGUGAAAGACGAAUGAAUACCAAUGGAUUUGACAGAAGUAGACUGAGUGGCAACACCCCCACAACCAACGAAACCUCGACGUGGUUAGCUGAUGCCAGCAGCUCCAGCCAUGCCCAUCAGCGCCCAACCGAGGGCAUGCUCGCUUCGCGCCUAAUCUCUGGACAGGAGGGUCACCUGGUCUUGUCGUCCGGAUCUCAAGCUAAUCCGGCCCCUGCCUCGGCCAGUAGCCUCUUCCGCCCGCCACUCACGCUGCCUGAGGUGCCCACUCAGAGACUGUACCCUAACGUGGGCCAAUACCCCUCCCUAUACACAACCAGUGCCUCCAACCCCCUCUACUCCUCCCCCAUGUAUACCCUCCACGGCCAGCCCACCCACCUGGCCUCCGUGUCACCCUACAGCUCCUUAUAUCCGCAGUUUGCCAGCAGCUACGGCCAUGGCUCCCUGUUGGCCAGCCACUACCCACACAUUGAGUCCUACUCUGCCGUUCUGGCCAGUAUGGGCAGCCAUGUACAGCAGACUCAGCUACCUCGCUCCCCUUACUUAACUGGACAUAUACCUCAGUUCUCUGCGCUUGCCUCUUCCUCCUCCCACGCUCACAUGACCUCGGCCAACUCACCCGGGCCAAGUCUGCCUCACCUUUCCAACCAAUCUGUCGCCGGCCAGUUACACCCAGACCUGGGAAACAAGUCAAAGACCGAUUACGAGAUGAGAGGACGACUUACAAGUGCACCUCUGCCACUGCGGGACACCAAGCUCCAUGACCCCUCCUCUUCUCACUCCCCGGGAUCUCAGGGAAAAGCCUCCAAGGGGAGGGAUAACAUGAAGCAGGAUGGCAUUCCCAAAGACUUGGCCUAUAAGGGCGUUCCUUGUGGCAAGGAGGGAAGUUUGAAACACAGAAUUCUGACACGACCUCCUGAUAUUCAAAUCGACCGGCCUCCACUCAGUGAUGUUAAAGCGACGUUGUCUCCUCGAGUCAAAACAGAACUUCCGUCUCCUAAACGGACAAAAGCUAGUGCUUCGAUUUCCCAUUUGCCAACUGUUGCAGAGGUGGCACCCAGUGGAGGGUCAGUGAUGGCCCACGGGACUGCUGGGCGAUCUCACUCCCAUCCUGUGGGCUACACUCCUCCCUAUAUGGGCUCACAGCCACACUACCCUCCACACUUCAUGAAGGGUUCCAUCAUAGAGCUGGCCAAUGGUGACUUUAAACGUGUGGAAGAUUUAGAAACCGAUGACUUUGUUAAUAGUGCUCAGAUCAGCAGUGAUUUAAAAAUUGACUCCAGUACUGUCGUGAGAAUCCAGGAGAAUUACGAACGGGGAACAGCAAUACUGAGCUUCUCUGUCGGGGAACAUAGGGUACAGGUGACUGUUGAAGCAACAAUGGAGCACCCGUUUUUUGUGUUUGGUCGAGGCUGGUCUUCGUGUUCCCCAGACAGGACUCUUCAGAGAUAUGGUUUAGGCUGUAAGAAACUGGCAGUGGGUGAUGUGUGUAUAUCAUUGACUCACAAGGACGUCACGACGCAUGCGUCACAACUCAACAGAGAGCCUUCAGAACAACGGCGCAAAGGCCGCAACGGAGCGGGCUCAGUUAGGUUCACAACACCCUCACGCAUGCCUCCUCCAGCUAGAGUCAUGUCCCUUGAAGAAGGGCAGCGGCUGCAUUCGCUAAAGGAGAAGCAGACAACACAAGACAGUAAGGUUGUGGGUGAAGAGGCCAGCAGUAAAGUGUCCUUGUCACAGAGCUCUCAUCCUGAGAACAUGCCUCCACGGAAACGCCGCUGGUCAGCGCCUGACCAGGUCAGCGUAGAGACCGAUGCCGAGCCACCCAGUAAGAAGAGCCUAAAGGGCGAGAACAGUAAAUCACCAGGGGCGGAGCCUGCUGGUGGCAACACAUGAUAAUGGCUCACGUGCACAGAUUUAGGCAGUGGGCAAGCUGUUACAAUUCCGGGCUAUGAGUUGUGAGAACGCCCUGGGCUGUGAGGACUUCAGGCUAUGGGCAGUGAGAACUGUGGGCUGUGCGAACUCCAUGCAAUGGGCUGUGAGAACUCUGGGCUGUGGGCUGUGAGGGCUCUAGGCUGUGGGCUGUGAGGACUCCAGGCUGUGGGCAGUGAGAACUCGAAGUGAUGGGCUGUGAGGUAUCCAUGCUGUGGGCUGUGAGAAAGCCUGAGAAGGCUAUGCUAUGCGCUGUGACAAUGCCCUGCGAUGAGCUGUGAGAACACACAGCUAUGAGCUGGUAAAAUCCAAUGGGCUUUGAGAGCUACUGGCUUUGGGCUGUAAGAACUACAGGCUAUAAUCUUCAUUAGCCUGUGACAUACACAAAUUUCAUGUAUGAACAGAGCUUGACUGAGUAACCCGAC